AGGAGGAUACUCUUCCAUCAUUUUCACAAACAACUCCCUCCAUUUCCAAGUUUCAUAUUCCAGAAAAGCAGACUCCUCAAAAGCAGACAACUUUCUUUUCACUCAUAUCAGAAAAAAGAUAAGCUAAGAAACAUGGCUGAGAAGGCUUAUCCUGCAGCCCCGGCAAACCAUGGUUACCAAAGAAGUGAUGCAGAGUCUUUGGAAAAUGCUGAUGAACUGAAACGCAAGAAGAAAAUCAAAUUGGCCAUAUAUAUUACUAUUUUUGUUGUGUUUCAGAUCAUAGUUAUCACCACAAUGAGUCUCACUGUCAUGAAAGUCAAGACUCCCAGGUUCAGGCUAGGCAACAUCAACGUCCAGAACUUCGAAGCUGUCCCUGCAACGCCUUCAUUCGACACAAAAUUCACAACCCAAAUCAAGAUCAAGAACUCAGCCAACUGGGGUUCCUACAAGUUCAAUGCUGCCAAUGUCACGUUUCAAUACCAAGGCCAGACUGUGGCAGUAAUUAAUAUCGCAAAGGGCAAGGCUGGAUGGCUUUCGACCAUAAAAAGAAAUGCGGAGGUGAGUUUGAAUUCAAAUGGAAUAACUGGUUCAAAUCUUGGCAGCGAAUUGAGCAGCGGGGUGUUGACGCUCAACAGCGUAGGAAGAUUGAAUGGAAAAGUUGCAAUUAUGUUCAUCAUGAAGAAGAAGAAGGCUGCCAACAUGAACUGCACUAUUGCCUUUGAUGUGACAGCCAAGACGCUCAAAUCUUUACAAUGCAAGUGAAAACAGACCAUGAUUUGAUUUCUCUGUAAUGAUGUGGAUUUUGGAUUGAUGAAGACUAGUUCUU
Molecule: messenger RNA, 826 nt
Organism: Prunus mume (Japanese apricot)
Lineage: Eukaryota; Viridiplantae; Streptophyta; Magnoliopsida; Rosales; Rosaceae
Source: RefSeq, a predicted model, not a curated record